GUUAUAGGAACUGCUCCUGCCGAUCUGUCACACACUCAGUUCAAGUUUAUUAGGGUCGUUCCGCAGGUUAUUUGUGAGUGAGCAAACAGGUUUGCCAUGGCCCAUUCCGACCGCUCCGCUUCAAGUGCAGAAGAUAGAGGACUGUCUGAAGAGUUUGCAGUCCCCUCUCACGUGGAGGAGGUUAAGAAACUCAUGGCAGACUUUGCCAAGCAUCACGGGUCAGCCGGCCGCAGAGUAGUCCUCAUUACCUCUGGAGGAACUAAAGUACCUCUGGAAUCCCGAACGGUGCGAUUCCUGGACAACUUCAGCAGUGGUCGGCGAGGGUCGUCUUCUGCUGAGUAUUUUCUGGACUCUGGCUAUGCAGUGAUCUUUCUCCACAGGCAUCGUUCCCUCUAUCCAUACACUCGCUUAUACACAGGGGUCAAUAUACUGGACAGCUUACAAUUAGAGACUGGUAAAGAGGAUACCAGUCAGGUACUGGUGGAUCAGAAAGCACUUCCAAACAUUGCAAAGGUUUUAAAGCGCUAUCAGGCGGUGAAAGCAUCGGGAUUACUGCUUCCAGUGGAGUUCAACACAUUGUCAGAAUACCUCCAUCUUCUCAAAGCUGCAGCCCAAGCUUUAAGCUCCAUUGGAUCCAAGGCUAUGUUUUAUUUGGCUGCUGCUGUUUCUGAUUUCUACAUCCCAGCAUCUGAAAUGCCAGAACACAAAAUUCAGUCCUCUAAUGGGCCACUUCAGAUAAGCAUGAAGAUGGUUCCCAAGAUGCUGUCUCCACUGGUGAAGGACUGGGCACCUCAGGCAUUCGUCAUCUCUUUCAAGUUGGAAACGAACCCCUCCAUCCUUCUGGAGAAAGCACGGCGUGCAUUAGAAACCUACAACCAUCAGGCUGUGGUUGCGAAUGUUCUUGACACACGUCGUGGUUAUGUGGUCGUCGUCACCAAAGACACUCAAUACGAGCUGCUCCUCACAGACGAGGAAGUGCAAAAAGAGGCCGAGAUUGAGGACAAGAUCGUCAGCAGUCUGACCGCUGCUCACAGUCAGUUUAUAUCUCAACAAAUAUGAAAAAUCUUGCUGCAAUUGCACAGCAUGCAGACACAAGUUGCUCUUUCAGGCAGAUCUAGAACCAGGUUUUUGUUGUAUUCUACCAAUCAUGCUUCAAAUUUAAAAAGAAAAGUUGAUUCUAGAAAACCGGCUUCUGCAAGUUAAAAAGUUUGAAAUGUAAUUAUUUAAGAUCUAAUACUUUAGAUUAAUUUCUUCUGUUAAAAGAGAUCAGCAUACAAGUUAUUAUCUUCUUAAUAGGUCCUUUAAGCAUAGUGUUCAAAGUUAAUAUAAUAUAAAUGUAUGCUUUUCUAACUGUAAUCUUAAGCUUAAUAUUACAUUUGUUUUUGAUAAUAAAACUUCAGACCGAUGAUGGCAACUACACUGUAAAUAUUGGUUAGUUAACUAAAGCGAGUAAACCAAUUGCCUUAAAAGCAACAAGGUGACUUUACAAAAAUAAUGUGAGUAAACCCUUGAAACUGUUAAGUUGACUUGAUUUUUUAUAAUUAUGCAAAUUGUGUUUUCUACACCAACUAAUCCUUUUUACAGUGUCAGACUAUUUUAGCCCAUCUGUUUUCAAAUAAUUACUGUGAUUUGCACAAUAUUACAUAUUUGGUGCUUUAUUAAGUCUAUAAAAUCUACAAUUAUGGCCUCUAUUGAAUUUAGAAGGCAUACUGGAGUCUGGAAGAGCAGAUUUAUUUUACUGUGUGUCAUUUUGCUAUAAGCUGGAAAAAACUAAUAGAAUAAAGGAGUAUUGGAAAAAGUGACACGUUUAUUUUUAUUUUUUUUAAAAGUGAGUAUUAUUAGCAUAAUUAUAAAAAUCAAGUCAACUUCAAAGUUUCAAGUUACAAUGUGUUAACUUGCAUUACUUUUGUGAAGUCAACUUGUUGCUUUUAAGGCAUUUAAAGGCAUUGGUUUACUCGCUUCAGUUAACUAAUCACUUUUUACGGUGUAUAUCAUGAAGCAAGUGUGUAUGAAUGAUGUAUUAAUGUAUUUCUGCAAUAAACAUUAAACGCUUCUAUAACUUUGAAGUUAAAAAACAUUUUUAAUAUGGUAACAUUUUAGCACAUCGAUGCAAACAGAACUCAUUUUAUCUCAUUGUACAAAAUGCCAUUUGCAUAGACUUGAAAAAAUUACUUUUGCUGCUUGUUAAAACAAACUACUUGCGUAAAAAGAGUUGAAUAAUCAAUUCUAAAGGUUUAUUUGGGACAACUUAAUUGUUUUGUUCGAUCCACUUAAAUUUGUAAGAACAAUUAAAGUAACUUAAUCGA
Messenger RNA from Danio aesculapii, 2306 nucleotides. RefSeq names its product phosphopantothenoylcysteine synthetase (gene ppcs). Gene Ontology annotation, biological process: coenzyme A biosynthetic process. The record is from RefSeq and is a predicted model, not a curated record. Gene Ontology annotation, molecular function: phosphopantothenate--cysteine ligase activity. The transcript has 4 exons. Bases 97 to 1059 code for a protein of 320 amino acids. Gene Ontology annotation, cellular component: nucleus; cytoplasm. NCBI's taxonomy places the organism in Eukaryota, Metazoa, Chordata, Actinopteri, Cypriniformes, Danionidae.